AUGGCCUCCACCCACGGCCAAAAACGCAAGCAGAACUUUUUCCGCCAGUACUGGGCGAGCCGAGAGACUGGCGAGGUGCUGCGGAAAGUGGAAAAUCGCGAGAAGGAGGAGAGGGCCAAGCGCCGGGCGAAUUUCCUGAGGCUAGAAUUGCAAAACGGAAGACCAGUCAUGCCUGGAGCGCUAUGGUGUGUACAUGUCACAUCCGGCAGCACCGAUCACCUCUUCGCCUCGCUCCGCAAGUCGGCCAGGGAUACGUCGUGGACAUCAAGCACAAAGUGGAGGGCAUAUCCGUUUCACGCUGUUGGCGAGCCGCGGAAGUCGGUUUCGGUCGCUAGUAUCGCCUUUGCCGUGAUGCAGGGCGGCCGGCGGCAUAUCUUUGUCGAUAUCGACUGUGAGGCUGGCUACCACGUCGACCCGUCCCGAGAGACGGGGAGGUAA
Molecule: messenger RNA, 438 nt
Organism: Lasiosphaeria miniovina
Lineage: Eukaryota; Fungi; Ascomycota; Sordariomycetes; Sordariales; Lasiosphaeriaceae
Exons: 2
Coding region: 1-438 (145 amino acids)
Source: RefSeq, a predicted model, not a curated record